CCUACAAAGAAACCUGCACAUUGCCAAAGGAAAGUGGCAUGUGCCUGGCCUACAUGCCAAGGUUCUACUUUGACGUCAGUGAGAGCACCUGCAAGCCCUUCAUCUUCGGCGGAUGCGGCGGGAACGCAAAUAAUUUUAAGAGCUACCUGGAGUGUGAGAGAGCUUGUGGCCCCUUUAAUUAA
Dibothriocephalus latus is the source of this 182-nucleotide messenger RNA. Lineage: Eukaryota; Metazoa; Platyhelminthes; Cestoda; Diphyllobothriidea; Diphyllobothriidae. The record is from the annotation of a GenBank genome assembly.